This is a messenger RNA of Wallemia ichthyophaga EXF-994, 864 nucleotides long. Its product is annotated as Coatomer subunit epsilon. Gene Ontology annotation, biological process: retrograde vesicle-mediated transport, Golgi to endoplasmic reticulum; intra-Golgi vesicle-mediated transport; endoplasmic reticulum to Golgi vesicle-mediated transport. The transcript has 2 exons. Gene Ontology annotation, molecular function: structural molecule activity; protein binding. Gene Ontology annotation, cellular component: COPI vesicle coat. The record is from RefSeq and is a predicted model, not a curated record. Bases 1 to 864 code for a protein of 287 amino acids. NCBI's taxonomy places the organism in Eukaryota, Fungi, Basidiomycota, Wallemiomycetes, Wallemiales, Wallemiaceae.
AUGGAAGAUAUAAAGCAAUUUUAUUUUGAGGGCUCACAUGAGCAAGUUAUCGACUCAGUUGAUAGUUCAGCACUGGACACGCUCCAAGAUCGCAUUAAUCUCAUUUACUCUGUGAGAUCUCAUAUCGCUCUUCAGAAAACUUUGCCAUAUAUCCACCCUGAAGCCAUUGAAUCACACAUAGAAUUGCGGGUUUUGGACGCAUAUACCAACUACAUCACCGCUAAAGAACAGACAGAAUCUUUGGAUAUCCUCAGGGACUGCUUGAUAGAGCUUGAGUCUGAGGAGCAUCCGUUUAAAGGUCUUCUCAGUGUUUUGGCUGCCUCAGUCUUCUGGCAGGGUGGUGAAAUCGAAGAGGCGCUCUCAACUUUAGGCGCAGGCCAAGGUGUAAAAGAUGUAGAAUGCGUAGCUCUUCUUAUACAGAUCUAUAUCACCAUGAACAGACUCGAUUUGGCGAAGAACGAGUACCAGCACGCUCGUACAUGGGCUGAUGAUAAUUACCUCAUUCAGCUGUCUGAAGCUUGGUUGGGCCUUGCUGGUGCAUCCACAUCCGCGAAUAUUGGUUAUGAACAUGCUUACUACAUUCUCGAAGAACUCCCAGAUAGAGAGAAGCCAUACAAUAAAUUACUCAGAGCGAUAGCUCACGCAGCACUCAGUCACUUUGAUGAGGCGCAGGUUGAGCUUGACGCUCUCAGUCUAGAUGACGAAAACACGCUGACUAACACCAUUGUCAUUUCCACACACUUGAACAAAGAUACCAAGACGCUGAUUGAUAAACUGCGCUCUAUUAACUCAAACAACCCUCUUAUAAAAGGAUUAGAUGCAAAGAGCAACGAAUUUGACAGUCUAUCAAAGCAAUUUAUGUAA